AUGGCGGCCAGUCACGACUUUGCAGCUCCCGCUGUCGACCGCGCCCUCACAAUGAACAUCGACCAACCCGUAGCCGGCGGCUUCGUUCUCCCUGGCACGAGGCAAAAGCGUCGCCAAAACAGCGCCUCGGACGAAGAGCGCCUCAAAUUCAUCUCUAAGCUUCCCCCUGGGUACCGAGGCCACCUCGUCGCCGUCCUCGGUGAAUUCGUUGGCACGUUCCUCUUCCUCUUCUUCGCCCUCUCUGGUACGCAAGUGGCAAAUACUUGGAAGGACCCUGGCGACCCAGCGCGGUUGAUGUACGUCUCGCUUUGCUUCGGCUUCUCUUUAGCUGUGAAUGCUUGGGUGUUCUUUCGCAUUUCGGGUGGACUGUUCAAUCCCGCUGUCACUUUCGGAAUGUGCAUUGUUGGCGCUUUGACCUACGUGAGAGGUGCGCUAGUCACCGUCGCCCAAAUACUUGGGGCAAUUGCAUCGGCAGGGGUUGUGGGCGCGCUAUUUCCAGGCCCAUUACAAGUGGACACACAGCUUGGUGGGGGAACGAGUAUCUCACAAGGCUUAUUCAUCGAAAUGUUCUUGACGGCUAUGUUGGUAUUUGCGAUUUUCAUGCUGGCAGCCGAGAAGAAUCAGGCGACCUUCAUUGCACCCGUGGGCAUUGGGCUGGCAUUGUUUAUUGCCGAAUUGACGGGUGUCUUUUUCACCGGUGGUUCUCUCAACCCAGCAAGAUCUUUUGGACCGGCUGUUGUCAAUAGAUCAUUCGAUGGAUAUCAUUGGAUCUAUUGGGUUGGUCCAUUUCUCGGCGCACUCCUUGCAGCUGCCUUCUAUAAAUUUAUCAAGAUGCUCGAGUACGAGACUGCGAAUCCGAGUCCAGAUCUUGAGCGGCAGAGAAUGAUAGACUCGGAAGACGAAACAAAUGGCAACCAAGAUGUUCUUGACCUUCCUGCUGUCUCUGUGAAUGUGACUGGCUAUCGUGAUUCUAUGAAUGGACCAGAAGAUGGUGGUCUGAACAAUGUCACUCUGAGCCAGGCACAAGACAAAGAUCUGCAAGCCAAAUUUGACAUUGAAGUUGAAGGAACCAACACCGUACUGAAAGUCAACACCGCAGGAAGGACGACUGUUGAUCAAGUGAAGAGGCUGCUACACCAGUGUUAUGUCGAGAUUUGUGCAAAGCCACACAGAGCGGAAAGCUUUGGAUACUAUAAAUGCAGCGGUGGUGGACUAGAGAUGGUUCUUGGGAAAGUAUGGAGCAGGGAACCGACAUGGCAGCAUUUUCUCGACGCGGUUGAUGGGCUGUACAUUUAUUGUGUGAUGCAGAAACAUCCUUGGACAAUGAGUUUGCAAGUUUUGAGCGCGGGAAUAAAGGUGGCGAGUGGCGGUGUAACCGACGCUCCGCAUGGAGGACAAGAUUUGGAGUGA
This is a messenger RNA of Bacidia gigantensis, 1410 nucleotides long. RefSeq lists its product as uncharacterized. Gene Ontology annotation, cellular component: plasma membrane. Lineage: Eukaryota; Fungi; Ascomycota; Lecanoromycetes; Lecanorales; Ramalinaceae. The transcript has 4 exons. The record is from RefSeq and is a predicted model, not a curated record. Gene Ontology annotation, molecular function: water channel activity. The coding region runs from base 1 to 1410 and encodes 469 amino acids. Gene Ontology annotation, biological process: transmembrane transport.